Messenger RNA from Amoebophrya sp. A25, 440 nucleotides. NCBI's taxonomy places the organism in Eukaryota, Dinophyceae, Syndiniales, Amoebophryaceae. The record is from the annotation of a GenBank genome assembly.
AUGCCUCGAUGGACAGACUGGUUUGACGACAGACUGAACAGUGUCGUAAAGCUGGUCGGCAAAGACAAGGCAGGACCUAAGAGUCGUGAUGCUUUGCAUCCGGAUUUUCAAUUAUGGCAGGAUAGUUAGGUUGUACGUCAGUAUGAUCCAUCUAUUUUCAUGUCCUUGCCGUAGUUAAUAGGGAGCCUUGUUGAUGUAGUAGCUGCAUUCAUGUAGCGGCGUGCGCAUAGGUUUCAUUUUCUGAAUCGGAUAGUGUUGAUUCUUUGAUAUCCAACCCCAUCCUUCGGCUCUAAUCUGCACAGGACCCAGUGGAAAAUGGAAGCAUUGGUUGCCAAAACAUGGUAAACGAUAAUCUGAAAUUCGCUAAAAAGAGAUCAAAAGUGAGAGAACACCGACAUCCCUUUACCCUUUAACAUCAAGUCUGCCACUGAAGAGUAGGG